ACUCACGGCGACGGUAGCUAUCGGGCGCUCCCGCCAUGACGGCGACGGGCACCCUCCCUCCCCUUCUUCUACCGCCCCGCCCCGCGUGCGUGAGGUUCGUUUCGGCUCGCGCCUCUGCCGCUGCUUAGCUUCUACUGCUGCCAUUCGAGCUGGGAACGCACGCGCGCGAAGGCGCUGUCGUCGUGUGUCGAGGUGUUUCGUGUAGGCCUCUGGAGUUCCGUCGCCGACGUGCGGCGGAGGGUGGUGGGAAUCUAGGGCGGCGUCGGGGUCGAGCGAGCGAGUAGUUUCCAAUGGCCGAGAUCUGCUGCCAGGAAGCCAAGUCGCCGCCGGCGACCGCGGCCACGGUGGCCACGGUCUCGGCUUCGGCGGCCGCCGCGGCCGUCGCCUCGUCGGUGAUGGACAGGCGGCGCCGCAGGCUGGAGCUGAAGCGCUUCCGCCUCGCGAGCGACCUCGAGCAGUCGGCCGCGGAGUACGCCGGCGCCCGCAAGCGGCCGAGGAUACCGCGCACGGUGUCCGGCCCGUGCCCCGACGCUGCCUCGGCGUCCGAGAACGCGGAGCGUUGCCCGAGGUUCGGGUUCUCCUCGGUGUGCGGCCGUCGUCGCGAGAUGGAGGACGCCGUCUCCAUCAGGCCCGGUUUCUUGCCCGGCUCCGGCAAGUCCCACUUCUUCGGCGUCUUCGAUGGCCACGGCUGCUCACACGUGGCGACGACGUGCCAGGAGCUGAUGCAUGAGGUGGUGGCGGAGGAGCACCAGAAGGCGGGGUCCGGCGAGGAGCCUGUGUGGAAGGAGGUGAUGGAGAGGAGCUUCGCGCGGCUGGACGAGCGGGCCGCGAACUGGGCGACCACCCGCAGCAGCGAGGAGCCCGCCUGCCGCUGCGAGCAGAAGAUGCCCUCGCGGUGCGACCACGUGGGAUCCACCGCCGUCGUGGCAGUCGUCAGCCCGACCCAGCUCGUCGUGGGCAACGCCGGCGACUCCCGUGCCGUCCUUUCCCGCGCCGGCGUCCCCGUUGCACUCUCCGUCGACCACAAGCCUGACCGGCCGGACGAGCUGGAGCGCAUCCAGGCGGCGGGCGGGCGCGUCAUCUACUGGGACGGCGCGCGGGUGCUCGGCGUCCUCGCCAUGUCUCGAGCCAUAGGGGAUGGCUACCUGAAGCCGUUCGUGACGGCGGAGCCGGAGGUGACCGUGACGGAGCGCAGCGACGCCGACGAGUGCCUGAUCCUGGCCAGCGACGGGCUGUGGGACGUGGUGACCAACGAGAUGGCGUGCGACGUCGCCAGGGCGUGCUUCCGGAGCAACGGCCCACCAGAGCCGGCCGCGGCUCAGGCGCAGGCGAGCGAGGGGGUGAGCAAGGCGGAGUCCGACCGGGCGUGCUCCGACGCGGCCAUGCUGCUGGCGAAGCUGGCGCUGGCGCGGGGGAGCUCCGACAACGUGAGCGUCGUGGUCGUGGAUCUGCGCCGGGGAUCGUGAUUCUUGGAGCGGAAUUCGUGCUCCAUGAUUGCUUCUCGUUAUCCUAUUUUUUAAUCCAUGCUAAUUUCUUCCCCCGUUUCUAAAUUUAUCUUCGCUGCCUCGAUGUAGUAGUAGUAGUAUUAGAUCUAGUAGUACCACAGUUUCUAAUUCUACCCGCCAAAAAGAAGUUGAACAGAUAAGCUCAGCUGUUUCAACUGCAUCGUAACACGUACACGAAGAUAUUUGAUAUGUUUAACAAGUCGAUAAGAAGA
This is a messenger RNA of Triticum dicoccoides, 1717 nucleotides long. RefSeq names its product probable protein phosphatase 2C 9. The record is from RefSeq and is a predicted model, not a curated record. The coding region runs from base 291 to 1466 and encodes 391 amino acids. NCBI's taxonomy places the organism in Eukaryota, Viridiplantae, Streptophyta, Magnoliopsida, Poales, Poaceae. Gene Ontology annotation, biological process: protein dephosphorylation. Gene Ontology annotation, molecular function: cation binding; protein serine/threonine phosphatase activity. The transcript is spliced from 4 exons.